Messenger RNA from Rhincodon typus (whale shark), 1534 nucleotides. RefSeq names its product barttin CLCNK type accessory subunit beta (gene bsnd). The record is from RefSeq and is a predicted model, not a curated record. Gene Ontology annotation, molecular function: chloride channel regulator activity. The transcript is spliced from 5 exons. Gene Ontology annotation, cellular component: basolateral plasma membrane. Gene Ontology annotation, biological process: chloride transport. NCBI's taxonomy places the organism in Eukaryota, Metazoa, Chordata, Chondrichthyes, Orectolobiformes, Rhincodontidae. The coding region runs from base 160 to 798 and encodes 212 amino acids.
GAUUUAAGGGAGGUAAAGACUACGGUGCUGUCUACUGAUGAAAUUGCAGCAAGGCGGAUCAUGCUAUGUGAGCUUAAAUUCAAAGUGAAGCUGGUUUACCUGUGCAUGUAAGGAAAAGGCACAUGCUCCCCUGAAAGUGCACCAGCUGGUCAGUUGGUGAUGGCAGAGGACAAGACAUUUCGCUACGGUCUCAUUGUUCUGGGAUUCUUUCUGAUCAUAGUUGGAAUGUUCAUUAUGAAUGUGGAUAAGCCCGGAGUCUAUGCAACCUUCUUUUCCGUCGGGAUUCUGAUGAUCGUUGUGGGGAUUGUCUGGACCAUUUGUCAGUGCUACCCUAAGAGGACCCACGUUCCACCUAUCAAGUCAGAAACAGAGCACUUGUUUCCAGACAAACAGCAGCUUCCAAGCUCUAUGUCAGAGCGUGAAGUUCCUCUCAAAUCAAGCUCCCAGAGUCUAACCUGUGAAGAAGCUGAACAGUAUGCAAAAAACGUCCCUACUUAUGGGCAGAUCCAGCAAAACAUAAGCAGGACUGAAGAUUCACCUGGAGUGAACUCACCUCCCACUUCACUCCAGUCAAAACAUCUGGAUGAAAGUCAAUCUUCUGUGAAGGCAGAGGUUCUGGUCCAUAAAGAUUCAGAGACCGAUGGGGAAACCUUUUCUAGCUGCAAUGACAUUACCCUUUCUGCUGGAAACAAAGGAAGAGAAGGCACCAAGGCACCUCUUGCCUCAUUCAACGAAGACUUCAACACCACAGUCAGCUCAUCUUCCUCAAACAACCUGUCUCUUCUCAGGCACAGCUAGGGUUUCAUGUCUUUGGACUGCUCAGUUAUGCUCUAAGGAACCAUGGAAUUUGUGGAAAUUUGUGGGAGAUCUGUUCUGCAUCUGUAAUAUAGAAACAGCAAUGCAAGAAAAUGAACACAUACGUAUGAAAUUACAAAAAAGGACAGGAAAAGAACAAAUGGUCCAUCCAGCCAGUCUCAUUAGCAGUUGGUGAAGUCUCAACCUUGUUCUCUUCAUUUAAAAGUUUCCUUAAAAACUACCCUCUUUAACCAGGCUUUUGGUCAUUCCAGUUAAUAUCUCCAUUUCUCUAUUUGGUGAUCAACUUUUGAGUACGCUUCUGUGUUAAAUGCAUUCUAUAAAGGCAAGUAUUUAUCUUUUUGUUUGGAUUUCAUGCUGAUGCCUGUCCCCUUUCUCCUAUGCCUGUCUACCUUAAACAGCUUAUACACUGGCAGAAUAUAUCAUCCAUCAUUUAUAAAAUUUCAAUUCGACCCACUUGAAGGCCACAUUCAUCCAAUGGAAAAAGUCCUAGUUCUGGGAUAACAAAGAAACAUAAAAAUGGCAAUCCUUCACUUUCCCCUCCUCUAGAGUUUCUGCAGAAGCUCACAAUUCAUAGUUUGUGAGAGGUCCAAAACUGGGUAAAGCAUUCUACAUCAAAUAGACCAAAGCUUUGUGUAGGGUAAGUAUCACUUCUGAAAGCUUUAAUUAUAUAUAUUAUAAUAUAUAUAUUAUGUAGAACUUUCAGCAUUGCAAACAUCUC